Molecule: messenger RNA, 1559 nt
Organism: Ruditapes philippinarum (Manila clam)
Lineage: Eukaryota; Metazoa; Mollusca; Bivalvia; Venerida; Veneridae
Product: retinol dehydrogenase 14-like
Exons: 8
Coding region: 219-1211 (330 amino acids)
Source: RefSeq, a predicted model, not a curated record
UAAACGGGUAUAAACGAAGGUAUGUAAACACUGGGUAGGUGUGUUCAAUAUUUCCAUGAUCUAUCCAAAUAUAUGCACGGAUUAUUCGUUUAGAUCAUUGAAUUUAACGGUACUGUUUUAAAGAUCAGAUGGUUAUUGACAUACUUACCAAUUCAAGUGCAUCGAUAGUGUUACAAAUACGGGAAGCAACUCUUACUUCUAAACUCAUUAAAUAAGACAUGGGUGCUCGACCAUCAUUCCCAAUCGUGCAGAUCCCGCGGGACCGGAUUGCAGUCGUUACUGGCGGAAAUACAGGUUUAGGGUACGAGAUAGCAAAAUGGUUGGCGAUGAUGGGGGCCACGGUCAUCAUUGGAUGCAGAUCGGAACAGAGAGCAGUUGAAGCUAUAGAACGGAUGAAUAAAGAAUACCAGCAGAUGAAGGAAGAAUUCGGUGAUAAACAUCAACUACAGACGUAUGACAGCCUGGCUGUAAGCUUCAUGCCACUAGAUCUGGGAUCUUUUAAGUCCACCUUACAAUUUGUUGAUGAGUUUAAGAAGUCAGGCAGGAAUUUACACAUACUGGUUUGUAAUGCCGGCAUUGGUAUGGCACCGUAUGAGAAAACAAUUGACGGAUUUGAAAAGAUGCUACAAGUAAACUAUCUCAGUCAUUUUCUUAUGGUUGCUAAACUACUUCCGGUCAUGCGCAAGUCUGGUCCCGAUUGUCGUAUAUUGUUUAUGUCAAGUGAUGCUCACAGAGCGUGCAGUUUUGACGUUGAGACAAUGAAUUAUGAAGGCAAUGCUUCUAAAUUUGGAAGACUAGACUACUAUGGCCGUUCAAAAUUGUACCAGAUAAUGCAAAUGUACAGCUUGGCAAGGCGGUUUAAAGAUACAAAUGUUUCCAUAAAUAGCUCACAUCCGGGUAUUGUCGACACAGAGAUCAACAGGAACUUUCAAGACUCCUUUUUCUGGAGUGUGAUAUUUUUCAAAGGAUCAAAACUGCUCGGUAAAUUAAAGUCACCUAUAGAUGGAGCAUCUAGCAUUAUAAACGCUGCCGUGAACCCUGAACUUGCUGGUGUCAGUGGUAGAUACUAUUAUAAUUGUACAGAUGGUAACCAUACAUCUACAUCAAGAGAUGUGAAUAAACAGGAAGCGCUGUGGAAGCAGACGAUGGAAUAUCUCAAAGAUUAUAUCACCGACGAAGAAAGGGACGUUUUAGAAAACAUAUCAUCUUGACCUUUGUAUAAAAAAAGAGAAUGUUCAAUUACCCAAACGAUCCCUGAAGUAUUAGUUAAUUUACAAAAAUAAUUGCCUGUAUAAAAGAAUAAACAAAGUGUUGAAUGUGAAGAUGGAAACUGAGAAUGACCUUUACCAUCCAGUGUACAAUAAAGAUACAUUUUUGUGGUUGUAUUCUAUGGCGAGUGUGGUCAGUAGACCCUUAUUUGACAUUUUGCGGUAUAACACCCCGGUUAAAUAUUUUGUAGCGUGAAAAGCAUCCGGAAUCUUUUUAACCUCCUCUAAAUGGCCCCACACUGACCUUUCUUUAUUCACUCGCAUAAUAAAAUGCUGUAUUAUUGUUUUUCU